AGGACAAAAGGAAAGACGCGAACAUGGAAGAUGAACGCGUACUGCCGUUCUACGAAUGCAUAUCUGGACUCCGGCUCGCCAACUUCUACCCACCGUACGCUGUCGCCUCGGGCCUUCAGUACAAGCCGAAGGACGGCGACGUCUUCCUCGUCACUUAUCCCCAGUGCGGCACGCUGUGGAUGCAACAGAUCCUGUACGUUCUUCUCCACGACGGGUCCUCGCCCAAGGACGCCGCGAGCCUCUUCCGGACAUUUCCUUUACUCGAGCUGGAGGGCUCUGAAGCCGUCGAGGACGCCCCCAGGCCGCGGGUAAUCACUUCCCAUCUUCCGUACGAUUUCAUCCCGAAGUCCUUGCGGGCCAAGUACGUCGUGCUCGUGCGCGACCCCCGCGACGUCUGCGCGGGCAUGUUUCGACGACUCCGUACGUACCCCGCGUACGAGUUCAGCGACGGCCUGCUGAGCGACUUCCUGGACCUCUUCUGCAGCGACGCCGUCGACUACCGAGGAUACUUCGCCCACUUGCGGUCCUGGUGCGACCGGAGGGACGACCCCAACGUGUUCUGGCUCAACUACGAGGAACUGCAUUCCAAUUUUCAAGAGACUGUGAAACGUCUCUCGUCGUUCCUGGGGGUGGAACACAAGCUGUUCAAGAGCAGAAGCGUGUUCAAGAAGUGCCAGGAGAAGAGUACCGUGCCCUACAUGAAGUCGAAGACCAAUAAAUACAUGGAAGAGUUCCUGUACAUACCAUUCGAGCAUCUGGCCGCAGACAUGAGGUUCUCCGAAGGAGUCAAGUCCUUCCACGCCUCGGUGCAGUGUUCGGGGUUCUUGGACGCGAUGUCGAGUGUCCGCUGCGUGCGCAGCGGUAAAGUGGGCUCCUGGAAGGAUGUCAUCACCGCCGAUGACGCGAAGAGAGUGGUCGGCCGAACGGAACAGAUGGGACGGGAUCUGGCGAACGCUGUCUUAUAUAACAGGUGAUAUCGAAGAUUCACGUGCGUUGGUGCAAUCCCAGCGAGCACUGGGAUAUAAUUAAA
Molecule: messenger RNA, 1030 nt
Organism: Rhipicephalus sanguineus (brown dog tick)
Lineage: Eukaryota; Metazoa; Arthropoda; Arachnida; Ixodida; Ixodidae
Product: sulfotransferase ssu-1
Exons: 1
Coding region: 24-974 (316 amino acids)
Biological process (GO): sulfation
Cellular component (GO): cytoplasm
Molecular function (GO): sulfotransferase activity
Source: RefSeq, a predicted model, not a curated record